AAGCUUACUUUUCGGUCAAGGUCGUUUGAUAAAGCUUCAAAAUGGUAUUGAAACGGCUGUUCGUUUCGCUAAACUAUCGUUUAAAAGACGAUUCCAAUCUGCUGAGUUUAUUUAGUAAAUGGCGACGACAGCAUAAGUAUGCCGCUUACGCGGGGAACAAGCAGAAUCUUUAUGACAAGGCCUUCUCACGAGCAAAUAAUACACCUGAAGAGUUCUGGGCGGAGGCAGCCGAUGGUGUUGUAUGGAGUAGAAAGUGGAGCAAAGUGCUCGACAACUCAAAUGCCCCUUUCACAAAAUGGUUCAGCGGUGGGGAGAUAAGUACGUGUUACAAUGCUGUUGAUCGGCAUGUUGAAGCUGGCAAGGGAGACAAUCUGGCUAUAAUACAUGACAGCCCAGUUACAAAUACCAUAGAAAAAAUAACAUAUAAACAAUUACUAGAACAGGUGAGUGUAUUUGCGGGUGUAUUAAGGAAGCAUGGUGUUGGAAAGGGAGAUGUAGUGUUAAUAUAUAUGCCCAUGAUUCCACAAGCUGUGAUCGCCAUGUUGGCAUGUACGAGACUAGGUGCUAUACAUUCUCUUGUAUUUGGUGGUUUUGCUGCCAAGGAGCUCUCCACAAGAAUAACUCACGCGGAGCCUAAGGUGAUAGUGAGUGCUAACUGUGGAGUUGAACCUAACCGAAUUGUACCAUAUAAACCAAUGUUAACAGAAGCCUUAAAUAAUACACAAUUUAAACCAAAUAAAUGUAUAAUAUUUAAUAGACCUGGGUUGGAUAAAGCUCCAUUGAAUAAGAAUAUUGAUGCAUGUUGGGAAGAUGAAAUGGCUUCCACUAAUCCUGUUGAUUGUGUUCCAGUUUCUGCUACUGAUCCUGUUUAUAUACUAUAUACGUCUGGUACAACCGGACUACCAAAGGCUGUUGUACGACCUAAUGCAGGUCAUGCUGUUAUGUUAAACUGGUCAAUGAAAGCUGUAUUUGAUAUUAAUCCAGGAGAGGUAUGGUGGGCAGCAUCAGAUCUGGGAUGGGUUGUCGGACAUUCCUAUAUAGCUUAUGCUCCCUUAUUGAAUGGUUGUACUUCUAUUAUAUUUGAGGGUAAACCUGUAGGAACACCAGAUGCUGGAACAUUUUUUCGUGUUAUAAAAGAGCAUGGAGUACAUGGUAUGUUUACAGCACCAACAGCAUUACGAGCCAUCAGGGCUGCUAACUCUAGUCAAGAAUUUAAAAAUAAAUAUUUGCCAUUUACACAAUUUCGGUCAUUAUUUGUUGCGGGAGAACAUUGUGAUCAUGAAACAUUGGAUUGGGCCAAAGAGAAUUUUAAAACACCAGUCUUAGAUAACUGGUGGCAAACCGAAACUGGAAGUCCAAUAACAUCAACAUGUUUAGGUUUAGGAAUGGAAAAAUAUCCACCACCAGGUGUAGCAGGUAAACCUGUACCAGGAUGGAAUGUUGAAGUUUUAAGACCAGAUGGCAACCGUUGUGAUCCACAUGAACUUGGUCAAAUCGCAGUCAAACUGCCAUUACCACCAAGUUCUUUCUCUACUUUGUAUAAAAAUGAUGAACGAUUCCACGAUACCUACUUUAAAACAAUUCCUGGUUAUUAUGAUACAAUGGAUUCCGGGUUUAUAAAUGAGAAUGGUUAUAUAGCUGUAAUGGCUAGAACAGAUGAUAUUAUAAACGUAGCUGGUCAUAGAUUAUCAACAGGAGCUCUAGAAGAGGCCAUAUUAGAGAAUGAUGACAUAGCCGAGGCAGCUGUGAUUGGAGUUAAAGAUGCGUUAAAGGGUCAAGUACCUGUUGCUCUUUGUAUCGUUAAAAAAGGUGUAACUAAACCAGAAAGUCAGAUUAUAGAAGAAGUGAUAGCUGCUGUGAGAAAAAAUAUUGGACCAGUUGCUGCCUUUAAAAAAGCAGUAAUUGUUCCUGCUUUACCAAAAACUAGAUCAGGAAAAAUAGCACGAAAAACUAUUGCAUCUCUGGCUGUCGGAGAAGAGUUUACGAUUCCAGUUACAAUAGAAGAUGCAUCUGUUUAUCCUGCUAUUAAAAAAUCUUUACAGACAAUUGGACUGGCUCUCGAUUCCUAAACUAUACAGUUAUACACUACCGCCUGAACUCUUUUAUUAAAUUUAAAAGAAAAUGGUCCAUGCAUUGUGGAAUUCUUUUUGAUUUACUCGUCCAUCAGUCACAUGUGAUAAGCAAAAUUGUGCCUUAUCAGCAAUUGUUUUAUAUUUUACCGGGUUUUCUAAUGAAUUGUGUAGUAACUUAAUUAUUAUCUUCAUAUAUUGAUAGAUUUGUUAUUUUGGUAUUUUUUUUAAGUAGAAAAUAUUUGUAUUGUCAAAGCAUACAGGUGGUUAUAUAUGUUUUAUAUCCAGCUAAUACUUUUGAUAUUAUAAAACAAAAUGGAAAACAUUCAUAAGCAAAAUUGUGCCUUAUCAGCAAUUGUUUUAUAUUUUACCGGGUUUUCUAAUGAAUUGUGUAGUAACUUAAUUAUUAUCUUCAUAUAUUGAUAGAUUUGUUAUUUUGGUAUUUUUUUUAAGUAGAAAAUAUUUGUAUUGUCAAAGCGUACAGGUUGUUAUAUAUGUUUUAUAUCCAGCUAAUACUUUUGAUAUUAUAAAACAAAAUGGAAAACAUUCAUGUUUUUGUUUAUGAAAAUAUAUUAUGUAGUUAUUAGACUUUUUGAGAUGACUCCUAGUUUGACGGUCAACAGAAUAAGAGACAACAAAGGAAUGGACUUUGUCAAUGAAAAAGGAGAAAAGGUGCCUAUUGUUUUGAGUUGUGAAGAAAGCAAGCACUGCUAGAGUGUUUUGUAUUUUAUUUUAUGCCUUCUGAUUUAUAUUAGGAUUAUAUUUGUGCAAUAAUUUCUACAAAAUCUUUUUCUAUCCAAUACGGACAUAUUUAUAUAUUUUUCAUAUUGUCCGCUAUAUGAAACUGGCAGUAUAAUAUUAUAGUAGGCAUAAAACUCUAAUAUUGUCCAUGUCCAAGAUAUAUGUAACUAGCCUGGCUCCCGGAUCCACUCACUUGAAUUGAUUGUCCUUUUAUUGUUGGAGCUGCAGUGGCUCAGUGAGUAAAUCCCUGGCUUGCUAGCCUGGAGUUCUCGGGUUCACUCCUGGUGUUGGCCGAGAAUAAUUAUUUCUCUUACCUGAUAUUGCUCAAUUUCUUUAUCUAUUAAUGUACCUAUAUAUAUAUUUGAUAUAUUAAUUGUUUUCUAUUAAUGUAAGCUAUAUAUGAUCCGUAUAUUUGAUACAUUAUAUUAAUUGUUUUCUCUAUAUUUUUGAUAAAAUAAUAUUUUAUAUUCAUAUAUAAUGUUUGAAAGGGGAUUGUGGCUGGGACUGCUGUAUUUUUCAGGGUUUAAGUCGAUAUUUUUUUCAUUUUCAGCAGAAGUCGAGCCUUCUUCUGAUAUAUGGAUGAUGUUUCACUUUGACAUAUAUUUUUGGAUGGUUGUCAGAAAAACAGUAAAAUAUGACUUAUGUCCACUCCAACUUGUAGACCCUGUAAAACACAGUAUAUAGAUCCUCUUCUCAAUGUAAUUUAUGUACUCCCAUUAAUUUAUAGGGCAUAAUUCUAGUUUGUAUAUGGAGAUUAUGAAACUUUAAGAGUUUGUUUUUUUUCACAAUCACAGGAUAUUUCAUUGGGUUGUAUGGCAUUUUGCACCAUUGCGUCCAAAUUACUUUCUAUUGUGAACUCGUGGGUGUUGUUGAUAGAAAUUUUUGAAACCACACUUGUUUAUUCAGGUUGUUUUAAGGAGAUUAUAUAUGAAGCUAUACAUGCUUGAAAAUGUAGAUAAACAGAUUAUGUUUUUUUAUACAUCCAUAUUUAAGGUGUAGUAUACCAUUGUCAGCUUCCAGCGACUUCCCAUCAGAAUUUCUUAUAACCAAUCUACAGGAUGGUUUUUUGAGAUUUUUUUCAUAUUUUCAGGAUUUUGUCAAGUCCAAAUUCAGAAAUUUCUGAUGGCAUAUAGCAGAGUUUACCCCUAUUGACAAUGUUUUGUUUCUUGUGUGUGUUUUAGGGGACCUGACGUGUCCCCAUUUUUCUUCAUGUAUUGUUUUUGUUGAUUUUCAAAUAUUAACUAUACUUGUAUGUGUGACUUAAUGCAAUAUUUUAUAAUAAAUGAUUUACAUUGUAUUUAUAAUUCUCUUGUUACAAAUACAAUUCCUUACUCAAAAGUAUUACCGCCAAAUCAUAGCAGGUCAAGUACUAAUCAAUUUUAAAGUCGGAAGUAAUAUUUUCAAAAUGCUUGAAAUUUUUGUUCAACAAAAAGCUUUAUUAAAAUAUAUUAUAGAGUUAUUACCUUCAUUUAAUUGGCUUUGUUUGUGUAAUUAAAACUACAUUUAUUUUUGUAUUCCAAAUAAUCAAACUAAAUCCAAGUAAAUAA
Molecule: messenger RNA, 4357 nt
Organism: Patella vulgata (common limpet)
Lineage: Eukaryota; Metazoa; Mollusca; Gastropoda; Patellidae
Product: acyl-CoA synthetase short-chain family member 3, mitochondrial
Exons: 16
Coding region: 42-2069 (675 amino acids)
Source: RefSeq, a predicted model, not a curated record